Messenger RNA from Orbicella faveolata, 4861 nucleotides. Its product is annotated as scavenger receptor cysteine-rich type 1 protein M130-like. Lineage: Eukaryota; Metazoa; Cnidaria; Anthozoa; Scleractinia; Merulinidae. The record is from RefSeq and is a predicted model, not a curated record.
UUGAUGAGCCCAAUGUGUCUCGGGUUUAGUUAGCUAAUUUCAUGUUCUAGUAAACGAGCACUGUCAUUUUAAAAUGUGGUCCAUACUACAUAUCACCUCAUUUGUCGCUUAUGCGACCGCUUUUUCUUCCUUAUCGAAGAGAUCUGUCCCUGACGAAUCGACACCGGCCAGAGAAUUGGAAGUUCGCCUGUCUAGAAGUUUCGCUCCUUACGCAGGUCAAGUGAUCGUUUAUCAUCAAGGGGUCUGGGGCACAGUUUGCGACAACGGUUGGGACGAGAACGAUGCCGCAGUUGUGUGCCGGGAAUUAGGCUAUCCUGGUGUAACCAUGGCAACUAAGGGCACUUUUUACAGAUAUGGUUCAGUGGGAACAAUUAAUAUCGAAUUGGUGGGUUGCUAUGGCAACGAGACGAAAUUGAGUCAAUGUUCAUAUACGACUUCCGCUGAGCAGUCAGUUUGUAGAACUGAAUGGCGGCGGAAUGAGGCGGGGGUGAUCUGUCAAGCCGGGAACAACACAGAUGUCAAAGAUAUUCCAAAGCUUCGCCUGUCUGCUCAUCCCGACUGGGAGGGGUCUGGACUGGUGGAAGUGUUCAUUAACGGCCAGUGGGGAAGGGUGUGCCACCACCAGUGGGGUUCCCUGGAUGCUGAAGUAGUUUGCCGUCAGCUCGGAUUUCCCGGUGCAGAAAGGUCAACUUGUUGCGGGUUGUACUUCGGGAGGGGUUCUGGACCUCCGCUUAUGACGUAUGUACGGUGUACUGGAAAGGAAAGCUCGAUAUUUCACUGCCCCCACUACUUGGGAAAGGGAUCGUGUGGAAGACGGCAGACUGCAGGAGUCGUAUGCAAACUAGAUAAACCAAAUGUUCGCUUAGUGGGAUCUCCUCUUGCGCAUGCGGGUUUUGUACAGAUCCGCCAUUAUGGCCGCUGGGGGUCAUUCUGUGACUGGUCCUGGGGACUAACGCAAGGCCACGUGGUGUGUCGAGAAUUGGGUUAUCGCAGAGCCCUUUUCACUACUUUUGGUGAAUUAUUUGAACAGCAGUCUGGGUACCUGUGGGUAGAGGAAGCACAAUGUACCGGAAAUGAGUCAUCCAUCUUUCGCUGCGAUUUGACAUACAUCCGGAACAGCGAUGAAGCAUGGGGCUGUGAUCAUAGUCACGAAGGCGGAGUAAUCUGCGAGUCCAGUAAAGAACCCGGAUUGAACACAACAGCGGACGUUAGGUUGUAUGGUAGCAACUCCACCCACAUGGGAAGGGUGGAAAUAAAACAGCACGGUUUCUGGCACGCUGUGUGCAGUAUUGGCUGGGACAAACACGACGCUGAUGUAGUUUGUCGUCAGCUGGGAUUCCCGGAGGCUGUGGUGGAGGUUGGACACGGUCAGUUUGGUUCUGGCUCUGGACCAAUGUGGCUGACCAGUGUCGGUUGCCAGGGAAACGAGACAUCGUUAGAUAAAUGUGUGAGCGCAGGAUGGGAGCUCGAGACGGAUUGUGGGAAGAGAUAUGGCGCCGGAGUGAUAUGCAAAAUGGACAACAUUACAGGAGAUGGUGAAGUACGACUUCACGGAUCCAACCAAGCAAACGAAGGCCGAGUGGAAAUUAAAUUAGGAGGAGUCUGGGGAACAAUAUCCUAUAAGGACUGGGAUAUACGUGACGGUCACGUGGUAUGUCGUCAGCUUGGAUACCGUCGGGCUGUGCGCGUGUACUCGCAUUCCAGGUAUGGCAAAGGUGAUUCCAUUUGGUUGAGUGAUCUGCAGUGCACAGGACACGAGAGAAAUCUUUUAGAAUGUCCGCGUGAGUUAAACUUCGACCUCUACGCGUCCUUUCAAAACGCCGGAGUUGAAUGCACGAACGAUACCAACUAUACAAGUGAGGUGGAGGUUCGUUUGUUCGGAAUGGACACAUCACACGCAGGUCACGUGCAAGUCAAGUAUAAUGGCACGUGGGGAACGAUUUGUGCGGUGCCAGAUUUGACAUACCGGUCAGCGGAGGUGAUAUGUCGUCAGCUGCGCCAGGGACCUCCAGUAAAGCACAAGUUCUCAAACAAUGAGUGUACAGCGACCAAUCACGGAGCAGAAAGAGUGUGGCUGUCUGACUUGAACUGCCAGGGAUAUGAAGAGUCCAUUGAUGAAUGUCCUCACAGAGGCUGGGGAAUAAUGGACCCAGAAUACUGUAGAGGAUGCACGCCUAAAUAUUGCAGUGUUUGCUUGAUUUGUCAGCCAAUGGACGCUAAUGUUACAGACAUCGCAUUGCGACUUGCUGGUUCCAAUCUGCCCUACGCCGGCCGUGUAGAGGUCCGUUAUGCGGGAGUCUGGGGUGUAAUAUGUCCCCGUCACAUGAAUGGCACUGUGUUUAAGGUAAUUUGUCGCCAACUGGGCUUUACUGACGUGUUGGGUGAUGAAAGAGUGUACCGCAGACUCCAGCAUCCAUACAGAAAUUUACGACUCUAUGGGGAAGGAAAUGGACCAGUUUGGCUAAACAGAGUUCGCUGCCAUGGCAACGAAAGCAGUCUUUCUCAAUGCCAAAUUGACAAUCCAGGAGAAAGGUUGUGGUGCAAUCACGAUGAGGCGUUGGAAUUGAUGUGCAGACCAAGGAAUUUUACUCCACCAUACCCUAUCCGCUUGGCUGGAUCGUCUGUGUCACACGCUGGUCUGGUUGAAGUUUUCUACAAUGGCAGCUGGGGCACUGUGUGCAGUGGAGUUCGAGAUUGGGAUUUCUCUACUCCAAACGCACUUGUCGUGUGUAGACAGCUUGGAUUCGGUCCAGCUAUCAGAUCGUCUACUAGCUGGCUAGCCCCAGAGUUUUCCAACUGUCCGUCAAGAGAACACGCCACAGGGGCUGUCUGGCUGACAGAUGUCCAGUGCCGGGGAAAUGAAAGUUCCAUUGACCAGUGUCCCCAUUCAGAGUGGGGUGUGGCAAAGGGUGGUUGUGACCGCCACACCUUCGACGCAUGCCUGGUGUGCGAUAACCCACAGUAUCAUAAAUCUGAAAUUGCUGUGAAACUAAGUGGUUCUGAAGCACCUUACGCCGGCCGCGUUAAAGUACGCUACCAAGGGGUCUGGGGUACACUAUGUAGCAAUGACUGGAAACCGGAAACCGCUGAAGUGUUGUGCCGUCAGCUCGGAUAUGAUGACGUUGAGCUGGACUUCACUUUGUACAACGAAGACGAGUACCUUCCAAUGGAAGUGUAUAACGUGGUCCUGGGCCCAGUGUGGUUUAACAGUGACGGAUGCAGUGGCCACGAAAAAACUUUGUCCGAGUGUAAUCUCCGACAGGAAAUGUUUUGUAGCAACGACAAUGUGGAACUAAUCUGCAAAGUUGAAAAUGUUUCUGUUAAUGAGUUUGCAGUGCGACUCCAUGGUGGGAACCUUUCCAACGAGGGCCGGGUGGAGGUUUUCUAUGGUGGCCUUUGGGGCACAAUCAGCGCCAAGAAAUGGGACCUAGCAGACGCCCUGGUACUUUGUCGUCAGCUUGGUUUCACAAAAGCCCAUGGAACGUACAAUAAAAGACCCAAUGACAAACGUGUUAUUUGGUUUACUGAUUUUGAAUGCCAAGGAAGUGAGGCAACAUUGGGACAAUGCAAGCACAAUCUACUGGCCAGGGCCUUCUUGUCUGACGACGAACCUUUAGACGUUUUUGCACGUUGCGGAGAAGACAUGGAAAGCAAAACAGGUCCGACAGUAACAAGCUUAAGAAUCAACAUCCCAAGGGCCUCCCCCACAGCAACACCUAAACUUCCGGCUGCCAGUUCAGAGAUAGGGUCGACAACAACAUUUUCAGCUGCCACGACGUCUUCAACAGAACUCCAACCUUCUCAGACUUUCACCACUCAAGGACCCUCGUCUACCUCGGCCCCAAGUACAGCCGGCCCUCCAGAUAAGUGCCCCAACACAAUGUGCCAGAAUGGUGGUUCUUGUGAGCGGCUGAAAACAACGUGGAAAUGUUCCUGCUUUGAGAACUUUGCGGGUGAAUAUUGUGAAGUUUAUGUUGGUUCCAAUGCGGUUUCUGUCGUCUUAAAAAUGAAUCGGGAUCAAUGGAAUCCUAUGGAGUUUAAAAAGACUCUUGCUGAGAUCCUAACAAGCCACUGUAGUUUGAACCCAUGUCUUGACGACGAAAAGCAGAACACGAAAAGAAAAAGCCAAAAAAAGUCUCUCAGUUUCCAACCCGAUGACAUCAUUAUUCUGCAAGAUUACCCCAAAUCAUGGGAGGGAACGAGUCUGUUAAAUGUCAGACUAGCUGUUAAGACCCCGGACGAAAGCGAAAAUGACGUUAUUCCUCAUGAUAUUUUGAGUGCGUUAAUGGUGAACGUGGCGCCGGAAAUCCAUCGACGAAUGGGACAUGGCGUCGUUUUUAUCGAGCGGGUGGAAGUCGGGUCGCGCCAGGCUUCCUCGGCUCCACCCGAAGCGUUCGGUGGCAACUCAGAUGAACCUAACUCGGGGACGUCACACAAGUACGCCCUGAUAGUCCUCGGUGUUGUUCUUGGAGUUGUAUGUCUGGUCGCCAUUAUCAUCAUCGUCUUCUAUCGUCGGAAAAAGAAACGGGAGAAGACGUCAUUGAGGGAGAACAGAUUGGACGAGAAACCCGCGGAAAGUAUUCGACUGAUGGCUAUUUAAAUGGCCACGAUGUGUCACUCCUUAGUCAUAAUUUAUGCUUUUCAUUUUGGUAUCAAACGUUUUUCAAGUAACAGAACGCUCGCUGAAAUCACUUUCCUGAUUAUCUCAACGUAUAAUACAACGAGUCACAGAUUCGCUAGGACUCACGAUAACGACCCCUCCCCCUCCCCCCACGAAAAUGAGACAUGUAAAAAGUGAAAUAGUUUCAUCAUCAGGUUGCAAAGGAUGCUUGCUUAUUAAUAAAAUCGAUAGAAAAAUUCA